Messenger RNA from Fusarium subglutinans, 471 nucleotides. RefSeq names its product CGI121 protein. Gene Ontology annotation, biological process: telomere maintenance via recombination; tRNA threonylcarbamoyladenosine modification. Gene Ontology annotation, cellular component: nucleus; cytosol; EKC/KEOPS complex. The transcript is spliced from 2 exons. Bases 1 to 471 code for a protein of 156 amino acids. NCBI's taxonomy places the organism in Eukaryota, Fungi, Ascomycota, Sordariomycetes, Hypocreales, Nectriaceae. The record is from RefSeq and is a predicted model, not a curated record.
AUGGCUCUCGAAAUAGUCUCUCUCGAACACCUGCCAAACUCGCACAAGGUCUACGUUGCCCUGUUCCGUGACGUACAGAAUGCUGCCUUUUUGCACCAGCAGCUGCUUGCUCGGAACCCCCAGUUCGAGUACGCCUUCAUCGAUGCCUCAGUGAUCGCUGAUGCCUAUCGUCGAUACGGUAUCUCUCCUUCUACUAAAGACCUCAUCGUUGUCAAGGUCACAUUCCCUGGAGAAGAUGGUGCUGAGCCCUUGACGCAUGACCAGAUCUGGGAGCACCUCAAGUCCAAUGUUGAGGGAGAGGCUGUAUCCAUCACAGAUGACCAAAUCUCCACCACCACUGACGUACCAAAGGUGCGCAAGUACUACAAGUUGAACGGACUCAAGUGGUUGGACGAUAUCAAAGAUGAAAAGGUCAAACAGAAAGAGAUGGAGUCACUCGUCAUCGGCGCAAUGGCUCUAAGGGGUGUCUGA